Candidula unifasciata is the source of this 471-nucleotide messenger RNA. The record is from the annotation of a GenBank genome assembly. Lineage: Eukaryota; Metazoa; Mollusca; Gastropoda; Stylommatophora; Geomitridae.
GGAGGGACUUCAGCACAGGCAGAAAUCAGUCCAGGGCCAGGACAUAGUGGCCAUUCACCAGGAGUGACCACAGAAGGAGGCUCCAUUGACCUCAUGCAGCUGUUGUCCCAGGGAGGUUUCAAGCAGCCUGUGAAACAUCCCAGUAGUGAGGGAGACAGCGGGGACAAAGGCGAGACAAUCGAUGCUGAUGGUGCUGCCGCUGUCAAGAGACUCAUUAGUUUUCAAGAUCCUCGCUUUGGCACAAACAGGGGCUUUAUACCGGUGUCUCUGCCCAGCAACGCCCACUCGGUGAAUGAAAUUGAGCACAACCUCAGAGCCAUGUCUUUCGGAAAAGCCACAGAAAACUCCAGACCUGACAUUGUCAAUGGGGAGAAGAAUGAGGGCCCAGAUGCCAGUUUGGCAGUGAAUCUCGGCGGUUUCCCUCUGUUGAAACCCAGUGACCUAGACCCAAGUCUUGCCAAGCCAAAAGCA